AUGGCUUGGCUGUCGGAGAUUAGCAUUUUCAUGGGUGAGAAGGAACCCAAGAAGGCGUCCCAGUUGGGAAUCCUUGCAUUCGAGACAGCAAAAACCAUGUCAAUGUUGCUGUCUUUAUACAAAUCUCUAUCUGAUGAAGAGAUGUCCAGGCUCAGGAAUGCCAUGAAAUCCGAAGGGAUUGCUUAUUUGAAUUCCAAAGAUGAAGGCUUUCUUUUGAGCCUUGCAUGUGCUGAAACGCUUGAAGAUCUUGAUAAAGUAGCGGCAGCUGUGGCCAGAUUAGGUCAAAAAUGUAUAGAUCUUGGCUUGAAUCGGUUUGAUCUCGUUUACACAGAUCUUAAACUGGGUAUUGCUGAUUUUGGAAAAUUAGAGUAUGGAUCGAAAAAGACUGAAAAAAGAGUAGCAAAAAUGGAGAGGUUGACCGGAGCCACCGCUGGCUUAUACACGGCAUUGGAGGCUCUGGCAGAACUGGAAAUUUAUGAAAGGAAGCUCAAGCAAUGGAAGAACAGUACCCCAACGCAAUUGCAGAAGGCCAAUUUUGAUGAUUUUAGUCAGAAACUCGAGCAACAAAGGAAGCGAGUGUGCCGUUUCAGAGAAAUUUCCUUAUGGAGUAAGACGUUUGAUAAGAGCGUUAGCCUAAUGGCUCGUCUUGUGUGCAUAGUAUAUGCAAGAAUUUGUUCAGUUUUUGGUCCCUAUAUUCCUGUCGUACCAGUUAAAGACCAAAUUCUUCCUCGGUCCGGUCCAAUAACAAGUACAUCUAAGCCUAUUUUGGUUCGAUUUUACAGCAGAAAAUCUGAAGAUAUAAGCUUAGUUGCCAAAAACAAUAGGGUUUUUCAUGCGGCGGGGCCUUCAACAGUUGGCGGUUCAGGUCUUGCAAUGCGUUAUGCAAAUGUGAUUCAAUUGGCUGAAAGAUACUUGGAUUCAGCAGCAUCAGUAGAUCAUGAAGAACGUGAAUCCUUAUACCAAAUGCUGCCGGAAAAUCUGAAAGCUUCUGUAAGAAUAAAGCUGAGCAAGAAAAUGAAAAGAGCGGAGGAAGAUGAGUUGUUGGCUGCCGGUUGGAGAGACGCAAUGGCGGAGAUUUUGCGGUGGCUUGCACCGAUGGCGAACGACACAAUGAAGUGGCAACGGGAGAGGAAUUUUGAGAGGAUGAAGUUUGAUUCUAAACCUUCAUCAGUACUGUUGUUGCAGACUUUGCAUUUUUCUGAUAAAGAGAAGACUGAAGCAGCCAUUGCUGAGCUCUUAGUUGGACUAAGUUGCAUAUACCGAUUCGAGAAUCGCAGAUUCGAAUGA
Messenger RNA from Fraxinus pennsylvanica, 1287 nucleotides. The record is from the annotation of a GenBank genome assembly. NCBI's taxonomy places the organism in Eukaryota, Viridiplantae, Streptophyta, Magnoliopsida, Lamiales, Oleaceae.